Molecule: messenger RNA, 925 nt
Organism: Ostrinia furnacalis (Asian corn borer)
Lineage: Eukaryota; Metazoa; Arthropoda; Insecta; Lepidoptera; Crambidae
Product: copper-transporting ATPase 1-like
Exons: 8
Biological process (GO): intracellular copper ion homeostasis; copper ion export; copper ion import
Cellular component (GO): trans-Golgi network; plasma membrane
Molecular function (GO): P-type divalent copper transporter activity; copper ion binding
Source: RefSeq, a predicted model, not a curated record
AAGUCUCCUACCAAAGCCAAUACCCACCGAUCUUCUGAUAGACAUGGGGACGUCAAGCGAAGAGAGCGAAGUGGUGCUACACGUCACCGGCAUGACUUGCCAGUCGUGCGUCAACACCAUCGAAGUCGUCAGCAUCAAUGAAACAAAUUCUCAGAACAACUCCCAAGAAGGAUCUGGUGAUAGUGCCAAACCACCAACACCUGUUAAAAGCAAAACACACGCAAACGGCACAGCGUCGCCCAUGGCAGACAGACAGACAGAGCCAGUUGAACUGUCUUGCUGUACGCUGGAAGUGAAAGGCAUGACGUGCGCCUCCUGCGUCGCUGCUAUAGAGAAGAGCUGUUCCAAGCUGUAUGGCGUCCACUCAAUAGUAAUAGCCCUUCUAGCAGCUAAAGCAGAAGUCAAGUACGAGCCGGCAAAGAUAUCGGCGGCAGACGUGGCUCGGUCCGUCACCGAACUUGGAUUCCCGGCUGAAGUGCGAGCGGACUGCGACGGCAGCGGGCAGAAGGAGAUGCAGGUUCUGAUCAAAGGCAUGACGUGCGCGUCGUGUGUCAACAAAAUAGAGAAGACUGUGCUCAAAUUGCCCGGCGUGGUUUCUUGUGCAGUCGCGCUCACAACUUCCAAGGGCAAAAUAAAAUACAUGGCGGAGCAGAUAGGCCCCCGGAGUAUAUGCGACGCAAUCAACUCCCUCGGCUUCGAGGCUUCGGUCGUCGGGCCUAGGGAUAGGGGCACCACACACUACUUGGAGCACAAAGAAGAAAUAAAAAGAUGGCGGACGGCGUUCCUAAUAUCCCUACUAUUCGGCGGGCCCUGCAUGGUGUCCAUGGCUUACUUCAUGGCGCACAUGGAGCACGGGCACAUCGCGGUGCUGCCGGGCCUCAGUCUGGAGAACCUCAUCAUGUUCCUGCUCGCCACGCCUGUGCAG